UCGGGCGUGGACGUGCGUUUCAUCGUUGCGUAGUUUGAGAUCUGAGCAAACCGAAGUUUUGCUGAUUUUUGAAGCAUAACUGUGAAUGGAGUAGCCAUUACACAUUUUGGGAUACAUAACAUACAAAAUGGGUGACAUAAAAUCAUUUUUGCACCAAUGGUGUAGUAAAAAUGCUGUUGAACCGGCAUUUGAAGUUAGAACUACUGGUCCUAAACACCGCCAACGUUUCCUCUGUGAAUUGCGCGUCAAUAACUUUGACUAUGUUGCUGUUGGCAACUCUACAAAUAAAAAAGACGCUCAAGGAAAUGCCUCUCGAGAUUUCAUCAACUAUUUAGUUCGCAUUGGCAAAGUUAAUAUUAAUGAUGUACCUGCAGAUAGUGGCCCAUGUGGAGGAGUAGGAGGAAAUGGAGAUUUAGGAGGUCCAAUAUCUAAUACACCCAAUAGAUCAGUUUUUAGAGAAGGUGAAGGCCCUAACGACUUUGGUCGAGCUUAUAGACCAUAUAAUGAAGGGGGAGACCAGAAACGACCUUAUACCUACAUGGACAGAUUGGCUGAUCAAAAGCGAGUUGAAGAAGCCGAAGAUGUUGAUGUUAAUGCUGGAAUACAUGGAAACUGGACUGUAGAAAAUGCCAAGUCUAAACUUCAUCAGUUUUUACAGAUUAAUAAAAUAAGUGCAGAUUAUAAGUAUACACCAGUUGGUCCGGAUCAUACUAGGAGCUUCAUGGCUGAAAUGUCUUUCUACGUCAAACAGCUUGGUCGAACUGUCACAGGGCGUGAAACUGGAUCCAAUAAGCAGACAGCAUCAAAGAGUUGUGCGUUAUCACUUGUAAGACAGUUGUAUCACCUGGGUGUCAUUGAGGCUUUUAGUGGGACACUAAAAACCAAGAAAGAAGGAGAUCAAUUACCACCCUACCCAGUGAAUAUUUCUCCAGAACUUGUAGAAGAAUUACACUCGGUUCUAGAUGCUUUAGAAAUUCAACCUGUGGCCGUUUGUGCUCAAUCUGCAAAACAGGAGGGACCAUCAGAAAAUCAGAACAGCCAAGGAAUAUCUUUAGUCACAGAUCAUGUAUUAGAAGAGUUCAUCUCUUCCAAGCCUCAACCAGCAGGUGUAGUAAGUUGGUCUCCACCGCAACCAAACUGGAACCCAUGGACUGGUUGCAACAUCGACGAAGGUCCUCUUGCUACUAUGACAUUGGAGCAGUUAUCUGUUGAUCUAGAGGCAGAAGGUAGAGAGCGUAUGCAACAAAACCAUGAUCUCCAGCAGAGUCUGAAGAACAGAUCAAACUUGCCUGUUUUUACCAAAAAGAACGAAAUCAUGAACGCCAUCAAUGACAAUCCAGUCAUUAUCAUCCGCGGUAACACGGGUUGUGGUAAAACUACCCAGGUGUGUCAAUUUAUUCUCGACGACUACAUUUCCACGGGUCAAGGUGCCUACUGCUCUAUUUGCGUGACUCAGCCUAGAAGAAUAUCAGCUGUUUCGGUCGCCGAUCGAAUCUCCGUAGAGAGAUGCGAAGCUCUUGGGCAAAGCGUCGGUUACUCCGUGCGCUUCGAGUCAUGUCUCCCUCGACCAUACGGUAGCAUCAUGUUCUGCACCGUUGGAGUCUUGUUGAGAAAAUUAGAAGGAGGAUUGCGGGGUGUGUCGCACGUCAUCGUCGAUGAGAUUCACGAACGCGACGUCAAUUCUGAUUUUAUUAUGGUCUUGCUCAGAGAUAUGAUCCACAUGUAUCCUGACUUGAGAGUCAUUCUUAUGUCUGCUACUAUUGACACCACUCUCUUCAGUCAGUAUUUCAACAAUUGUCCGGUCAUUGAAAUACCAGGCCGAGCAUAUCCCGUGCAACAAUACUUCUUGGAAGAUUGUAUUGAAAUGACUAAGUUUGUGCCUCCUUUAGAUUCGAAGAAACGUAAGAAUCGCGACAGUGAUGACACAGGAUUAGAACAAGAAGUCGAAGAAAACUUAAAUAAAAUCGCUGAUCAGCGGUACAGUAUUCAAACUAGAAACUCUAUGGGUCAGAUGUCAGAAAAAGAAACUAGUUUCGAACUGAUUGAGAGUUUGUUGAGAUACAUCAGAGAUCAAACGGUACCCGGGGCUGUCUUAGUUUUUCUUCCAGGAUGGAAUUUAAUUUUUGCUCUUUUGAAACACCUUCAGCAACAUCCGCUAUUUGGUGGUUCAGAAUAUGUUAUUAUUCCGUUGCACUCUCAAUUGCCUCGCGAAGAUCAGCGACGCGUUUUCGAUCCAGUUCCAUCAGGAAAGACAAAGAUUAUUUUAGCGACAAAUAUUGCUGAAACUUCCAUUACUAUUGAUGAUGUUGUCUACGUCAUUGACUCUUGUAAAGCUAAAAUGAAGCUUUUCACUUCUCAUAACAAUAUGACAAAUUAUGCUACCGUCUGGGCCAGCAAAACAAAUCUGGAGCAGAGAAAAGGACGCGCCGGUCGUGUACGCCCAGGCUUCUGUUUUCAUCUUUGCUCAAAAGCUCGUUUCGAAAGAAUGGACGAACACAUGACACCGGAGAUGUUCCGCACACCGCUUCAUGAGUUGGCACUGAGUAUCAAACUUUUGAGACUUGGAAGCAUUGGACAAUUCUUAUCAAAGGCCAUUGAGCCUCCUCCAAUCGAUGCUGUUAUCGAGGCAGAAGUCAUGUUAAGAGAAAUGAAGUGUUUGGACAAAAACGAUGAAUUAACACCACUUGGCAAGAUUCUCGCUCGUUUACCAAUCGAACCGAGACUCGGUAAAAUGAUGAUCCUCGGCUGUAUGUUCCGUGUAGGAGAUGCCUUGUCAACGAUGGCUGCAAAUAGCUCAACUUUCCCCGAAGUAUAUAAUAUGUCUCCAGAUAUGCGUAGAUUAUCUUCUCAGCAAAAGUGGUUUGCUGGCGCUCGUUACAGUGAUCAUGUAGCCAUGUUGCAUGUAUUCCAAUGCUGGGAAGAAGUUCGCACUGGCGGAGAUUACGCUGAAAAUGCGUUUUGCGAGUCUAAGAAUUUGAGCAUGCCGACUCUCCGUGUUACAUGGGAGGCAAAAAAUCAACUACAAGAACUAUUGAAGAGCGCUGGAUUCCCAGAAGAAACCCUUAUGCCAACGCCCUUAAAUUACAUGGCUGGUGCAGAUGUACGUUUAGAUACCAUAACCGCACUAUUGUGCAUGGGUCUUUAUCCAAAUGUAUGUUUCCACAAAGAAAAGCGAAAAGUCUUGACGACCGAGGCUAAAGCUGCCCUUAUUCACAAGACCUCCGUCAAUUGCAGCAACUUUGAACAGAAUUUUCCAUUCCCAUUUUUCGUAUUUGGAGAAAAGAUUCGUACAAGAGCUGUAUCUUGUAAGCAGAUGACCAUGGUUUCUCCUCUGCACCUUUUGCUCUUUGGCUCUCGUAAAGUAGAAUACAUAGAUAAUUUAAUCAAAUUAGACAAUUGGGUCAACCUCGACAUGAACCCCGAACAUGCUGCUGCGAUUGUUGCUUUGAGACCAGCUUUAGAAGGAUUAGUCGUCAAAGCUGCUAAAGAUCCAGAAACCAUCCUCGAACUAAGCCCUUUGGAUGAAAAAAUCGUUGCACUUGUCAGAAAUCUUUGUGGUAUGAAUGCUUGUCGAUUCCAAAUGGAUCCAAUAACUGGAGGUGGUUUUGGCUCUAGAAGGCCACCAAGAGGACAUGUAACAGGCAUUCGUCCUGGUGGAAACGAGGGAGGUCCACCACCUAAGAGAAUGUUUACAGAAGGUGGAGGUGGUGGCAGUGGCUUUGGGCUAGGUAGAGGCGGUUUUGGUGGCAGAGGAAGCUUUAGAAACAAUAAUUUUGAAGGAGGUGGCGGAGAUGGCUACAGAGGAGGCGGAGAUGGAUACAGAGGAGGCGGAGAUGGUUACAGAGGAGGUGGAGAUGGUUACAGAGGAGGCGGAGAUGGCUACAGGGGAGGCUUUAGUGGAGGUGGUAGAGGUGGCUAUGGAGGUGGUGGUUUUCGUGGUCGCUACUAAUCACUUCCAUUUUAACAGACGAAAUAUUUUAUUCGUCGCAAAGACAGAUAAUAUAACUUAUUAUCUACUACUUAGCGUUAUAUCUAAUCACUAUUCCAAUUAUAUUAUUAUUUAGUAUGUAGAAAUUAAACUUAAAGAAUAAACUCUUUAU
Phymastichus coffea is the source of this 4100-nucleotide messenger RNA. RefSeq names its product dosage compensation regulator (gene mle). Gene Ontology annotation, cellular component: ribonucleoprotein complex; nucleolus; intracellular anatomical structure. NCBI's taxonomy places the organism in Eukaryota, Metazoa, Arthropoda, Insecta, Hymenoptera, Eulophidae. Gene Ontology annotation, biological process: regulation of mRNA processing; positive regulation of transcription by RNA polymerase II. The transcript is spliced from 9 exons. Gene Ontology annotation, molecular function: ATP binding; 3'-5' DNA helicase activity; double-stranded RNA binding. The record is from RefSeq and is a predicted model, not a curated record. The coding region runs from base 128 to 3949 and encodes 1273 amino acids.